Chara braunii is the source of this 9815-nucleotide messenger RNA. NCBI's taxonomy places the organism in Eukaryota, Viridiplantae, Streptophyta, Charophyceae, Charales, Characeae. The record is from the annotation of a GenBank genome assembly.
ACGGCAAAGUCAAUAGUCAACGCUGGAGGUCGGGGCAGAGUCGUCGCCAUGUCCAGUAACACGUCGUCGUCCAUGAUAGAUGCUCUUCUUGGUGAGAUAGAGGAUGUGAGCAGCGACGACGACAGUGCCACGUGUCAUCAAGGCGUUACGGUGGACGAUUUGCUUGGAGAUGAGGACGAAGAUGACGAUGACGUUUCCCAAGCCGGGAAGGAGAAAGAGCAGCCAGGGGGGAGGAGGACGACAUGGAGAGAGAAGGAAAGUAUCGUUACGUCUCAGACGGGUAUUGUUCCCGCCUUCCGCAGCGUUGGGUCAUCAACGGUGGAGGAGAGGCGGGCGCACCUUCUCGCCCGAGAUGCGGCCACGGCGGCGUCUGCGCGAAGGACGGCGGCUUCUCCGCCGCCGCCGCCGUCAAUGGGCACGACUUCGCUUUCCCCCUCCCCGUCCGGUUCGUCCUCUGGCGUCUCGAGGAGUGCAGAAGCUGCCGUGGAGACCACCAGUGCUGUAGUUGGCGGGCAAGACUCGGAUGAUCACGCGUGUCGGGUUCCCCUGGACGCAGGGCAUGAUGACGUGCCCACUACUGGCUUACGAGACCUACAUCAUUCUUCGUCGAAUCUUCGCCAGGAGGGGGCACGUGAUGGAGAUGGAGUUCCAGCUUGGCCCCUAUUGCCUGGCAAGGCACGUACUGCGUAUAGUUCUGAAGGAGGAGGAGGAGGAGGAGGAGAGAAGGGAACGGCAUCUGGCGUGUUCUUGUCUGCAGGUAGAGCUGAGGACACGGGCAGAUCACGAGAUCAAGCCGAAUCUGCAUCGGUGCUGAGUGGCAUGAGGAAAACCGGGUCGCUCAUUGGCGAAAGUGACAACGGUGGGGAGGAUUUUGGGGUAUGUUCAAAGGAGCAGGAUGAGGAGGAGGGAGAGGAGGAGCGGGAGGAGGACGGGAGGAAGGGAGAUGAAGGUUCCCUAUUUAAGGGAAGCACAUCACGGAAGACCGGGCAAAUUAGGAAAGCACCGGGAAGGGACAGGGAGGUGGGUGGCUCUAUUGCGGCGAAUGACGAUGAUGAUGACGACAGCAGAAUCAAGAAGCACGACGAUGUGCCGCUGUCAAGGGAAGAGAGUGGCUCAAGCGGGGGAAUUCAGGCGGGGGGGGUUGGUGAUGCUUCUCCAGGUCAUGCAGUGUCCGUGGAUGGAAGGGCAGGGGAUUGGGAGAGGGAGGAGGUCGAAGUCGAGGGCUCGACGGGCGAUCGAGAGAUAAUGGACAAUGUCGAAGGACAAACGCCGAAGCCUUCUCCUGUUAGCACAGCGCUCCUUUCAUCGAUUGUGCCUCCUCCUCCUCCUCUUUUUCCUCUUUCUCCUUCUCCUCUUUCUCCUUCUCCUCUAUCUCUUUCUCCUCCUCUUUCUCCUCCUCUUUCUCCUCCCCCGCUGUUAUUAACAACAACGGCUAGGGUUGAUGAUGAUUCGUCCACUUCGCGUGCGAUUUCCGUUGAGGUGGAACCUCCUCCGCGUCUCACCAUCUCCAUCGCGAACGGUUCAGGGCAGAGGGAAGUAGGAGGAAAGGUCAAUGGUAAUGGUAACAGCGGUGCGUACGCGGACCAUACCGCGGGCGGAGACAUUGACCGCAAGUCCAUCCCCAUCGUGAAGGAGGAUGACGCGUCGGCAAUUGACACGUGGCGGCGAUUGGGGGGACAGGUGGCGGCGGCAUUUGAUGGCGUGGAUGUCGACCUGGCACCGCAACAGAGAUUGCGACGGCUUCCCGGAAGCGCGGUCGCUGCCCUACUGGCGGUGGAAGCAAAUGUUCAACGGACUCGGGAGAGUAGUCGGGUUCCUUCGCUGCAACUACAGCAUUUCCGAUCGCCUUCAUCGUCGUCAUCAUCUUCUCCUUCUUCAUCAUCAUCUUCUGCUUCUUCUGCUAUCAGUUUGUCAACGUCUUUCAUGCACAGAAGGAAGACGGCUGCGGAGUUCUCUAGUCCGAAGAGUUCACCUUCUCUGUACAGUUGCAGCCCGCUGGCGUUGGACGAGAUAGUGGGAAGGGGAGGCGCACCCGGGGCAUCGACCACGGAUGCGGCUACAGCGGACACGACGAGGAUAGCGAUCCCGGCAACUGGCAGCAGUAGUGCGGACGAAACGGCGGCGGAAGUUCUUCUUUCUAGACAGAAGCAGACGGGGGAGGAGACCACCGCCAUCCUCUCUGGCUCGAGGGGAAAGGCAGGGCGUUUAGGUCUGUUGAUUGUGAACUCUCGCGAUGAUGCCGACAUGUCUGCGAUCAGACAAGGGGAGCAAGAGGAAGUACGUCAUGAUUCCGCGAUUGCAGCUCUACUCUCUUCACCUUCUCUCGCUGUUCCUGACUCCAUGAUCAGCUGCCCGGUCGGCACGUCAUCUCUCUUGCCGCAUGCCUUGCCAUCUGUCCCUCGGAUUUUCUCCUUAGGAAGCUGUUCCAUUGAGGAUACACCGCCACGUGUAUCGUCGGGGUCGGGCGUUGGGAUUUGGGACAGCCGUUGUGCAGCACAGGAGGAACGCGAUGGCGGUGGGGGGAAUCGCUGUCGUCCUCUGUUUCGUGAAGGCGGUCCCGUCCAAGCUAACAACGUCGGGAUCGGUAUGCGGAGCUAUGUCGAUAACUCGUCGGCAGCGGCGAUGGCGGUAUCCUCCUCUUCUUCCAUCAUGGCGGUCGUGGUCGAUCGCCACGUGGCUGAUGGGGGCGAGUCGUUUAGGUUACGUGGGCGGGAGAUUAGCAGCAGCGCCGCCAGUACCAGCUAUGGACGAACGACCGGUGAUUCCGGUCACGGUCGCACGUCCUCUGGGACCUUGUCGCUUUCGCAGCAAAUCAGUCUCGCGUCUCUUGAUCUCGACGCGUUCGAGAUGGACAUGCCAGAAAUAUAUUGGGACAGCAUCAGCGAUGGCGGCGAAGAUAGGAAAUCGGAGAUGCUCGCUCAUGCCUCCGAAGUGGAGAACGACCAAGGCGAUGACGAUGAUGAAGAUGAUGAUGCUGAAGAUUAUGAUGAUGGUGGUGAUGAUGAUGGUGAUGAUGAUGAUGAUGAUGAUGAGGACGAGGACGAGGGGAUGGACAGUACGCAAUCGUCGAUAGAAGAAGAAGGCUGCGGCGACGAACAGGAAGAAGCGGAGAGGUCGGCGGCGGCAGGUGGUGAAGAUACGGGUGAUUUGUCGUCGGGGGAAGAGGAGGGGUUGGACGCGCUAGAUGCUGCGGAGGAGCAAGAGAGGAGGCAAGCGACAUCGGGCGUGGACUUAGAGGAAGGGGCAGCCUCUGUUCCGAUGAAACUUGAAGGUUUGAAGAAGAGUAAACCGGCCGUAGGGCUGCUGAAGGUGGACGCGCUCGGGCAGCUGUCUUCCGCUCUGGCCACCAGCCAUUUGAGGAAGGAUCAUGGCAAUCCUCAGUGCAUUGCGGUUCAUUUGAGCUACGUGGCGGUCGGGAUGUCCAAGGGCGGGAUCCUGAUGGCGCCCAUCAAGUACAACUCGCAGCGGAGCGAGGACAAGACACGAGACAAGGCGCUGUUGCUUGCGGGUGGCGGGGGAGGAGGAGGGCCGGUGGUGUCGCUCGACUUCCACAGCUCCGGAGACCUGCUGCUCGCCGGCUAUGCCAGCGGGACUAUCAUUCUGUGGGAUGUGCUUCGUGCUACGCCUGCUAAGAUCAUCGUCGGGGAGCAUUCUACGGCCGUUGUGAGGGUGGUUUUCGUCGGUCAGGACGCCGCCGCCGUCGGUGGUAGAAAGGCGUUGUCGGCUGAUGCCAAAGGAGUGGUCUGCGUGCACACCUUCACGGUCGUUCCACUGGUUCGCAGGUACGCCGUCGGGACACAGCCGCUGCUGGAUGGUGCACGGAUGGGCCCCAUCCUCUCGCUGUCCGCCGCGAUGGCGAUGGACGACGAUAACCUCCAGAGAGCGGCGGGGGCAUCGUUAUCGGCGGCGGACGCGGCAGGGACUGGGGGGACCGGGAUCACGGGGGCGGCGGCGACCUCCUCGUCGAGCAUGGGACUGGGUGCCACGUCGCUCUUUCAGCAGUCGUUGGGGUUGGUCGCUAACGCGGCGGGAGUGGUCGCUGCGACGGCAGCAGAGGACAUUAGCCGGCGGUUUCUGCAUGAUGUUGGCGGAGGAGGAGGGGGGGGAGGAGGAGGCGCAGCAGGAGGAGCAGCAGCAGCAGCAGGAGGGGCAGGAGGAGGUGGAGGAGGAGCUGGUCAGGAGUCCCUCGGAUUGGUUGCGCUCGUCUCUCAGCAGCUCGCGUUGGUUGUUCGCAUCGUCCCAUCACUGGUGGUUCUCAAGAGCCUUCCUCGCCCCGAGGAUAUUCGUGACGGAGCGAUGCCGUACACCGCGUGGAAGCGUACUCGCAAGUUCUCUUCUCCCGCUUAUUCGCCGACCUUAACGACCACAGGCGGGACGCCGUUGUCUUCUUCGCAAUCCUUCUUGCAAGGUGUUGGGGAUGGCGCACACCAAAACGGAAUUGCUGCGGGAGGAACGGGAGGAGGCGGAGGAGGUUGUGGCGGCAAUGGAUCGGUCUCUAUGGUGGACGAUGAACGAGUGCCGAUGCUAGGGCUGGUGUGGGAUCGUCACGUCAUACUGGUGCAGGUCAUUCGGUCGGAGUUGAAGGUCGUGUCUAGCUGGCAGGUUGACUGCGAGAUGACGGGUAUUGCGUGGAUCGACGAUGCGAUUAUUGCCACAACGGACGUGCGACACGUGCUGCGUCUGUAUUCGAUAGACGACGGAGCUGUAACGACGGAGCUCGAGAGAGUGCAAUUGGGAGGAGUAGGUGAUGGUCUCGUGUUCCACACCUAUCUGAGCACUUCUUUCGGAGUUCCGCUUAAGUCUUAUCAUAACUCGUUGGCCAUUCGAGGAGCAGCUAUCUGCGUUCUGAGCUUCUCGCAGCUGAAGCAGGUGCGUCUCCUGCCCUGGAAGGAGCGGAUACGAGUCCUGCAGGAUGCCGGGGAUUGGAUGGGAGCGUUCAAAAUAGCGAUGGACUUGUAUGACGGCACGGCAAAGGGAGCAACAGGGCUUCCUAGGGACUUGUGGGCGGCCAGAGCAGCUAUGAUGCAGACUCUCGUUGCUCUUCUUGUCGCCUACAUCGAAGAGGCGUUCGCCUACAUAGUCAUCGCUUCUGUCUCAGCCCCGACUGCUCCCGCCAAUUCUGUUCCCGGCAGAACGUCGACGACGAGCGGUGCGACAAUCGCGGCAGCAAUACCUGCUUCUUCUCCUGUGGACAAGGAGAGCGUGAAGAUGGCGGGAGAGAUGAGCGUCGCCAGAGGCACGACCAGCGAGGAAAGUGGUGCGGUGCUUGGAAAUUGCGAGUCCGGAAGGGACAGCGGUGAUGGGAGUAAUCUUAGUAGUAGUAGUAGUAGUAAUGGCGGAGAAAAGCCGGGAGGAGGGGAAGAAGAGGCGGCGCAGCUGGUCGUUGCGCAAUAUGCCGGUGUGGGUGGGGUUGCAGUUGAGUUCUGUGUGCACAUCGGACGCACGGACGUUCUGUUCCAGCAGGUGUUCGGCAAGUUCGAGGCAGUUCACCAACGCGGGACUUUCUUGGAGCUGUUAGAGCCGUAUAUCCUGCGGGAUAUGCUUGGCGCGCUUCCACCAGAGAUCAUGCAGGCGUUGGUGGGUUGGUACGCGGCCAGAAGGCAGCUGGGGCGAGUUGAGCAAUGCGUUCUUCAUAUGGAUAUCGGGUCAUUGGACUUCAAUCAAGUAGUGCGCAUCUGCAGGGAGCACAGGCUAUACAGCGCACUCAUCUAUGUUUUCACCAAGGGGCUGGACGAUUUUGUCUCUCCAUUGGGAGAGUUAUUGUCGGUAGGGUUAGGAGAACGAGAAGGAGAAAGAGGAGGAGGAGGAGGAGAAUCGACGACCUCGUCAUUGCUACCGAGGCCUGACCACGACUCAGGGUACAAAUUGUUGGUGUUUUUGAAAUAUUGUUUCUUGGGGCUACGUUUUCCGCCUGGGCACGGCAGUCUCUCGGCGAAAAGGUUGCCGUCCUUGAGAGAGGAGCUUGUCCGCUUCCUCAUCGAGAAGAAGAAUACAAUCGAGGAGGAGGAGGAGAAGGAGGAGGAGGAGGAGGACCAUGCCGCUCACGAUGGCGGCGGAAAUCGUGAUUAUUUUGAUGUCAAGAAAUCGUAUAACCGUGCGGCAGCCACUGCAUAUCCACGGUUGUCCUAUCUGUUGGAGCUGGAUGCGAAGGCGACUCUUCGGGUACUCUCCUUUGCGUUCCCUGAGGAAGGACCGCUAGGGGUAGGAAGUACGGGUUGGACAUAUGGAGGAGGAGGAGGAAAGGUAGGAGAGAGAGUAGAAGAGACGGUGAAGUCGUCGGAUGAAGAGGAACGAAAAAUAGAAGAGAAGCAGGGAGAUGAAGUGGAUGGGGGAAAGGCAAAUGGUGAGGAAGAUGGCCGCGUGCAUCUUCUUCUCCAACAGUUGGUGAAUGCGCUGCUGGAGGUUUGCGGUUUUCGUUCUUCUGAUGAGUCGCGGUUGUCAAAUGGUCUCGUCGUCGGCGUUUUAAAUAUGGAGCAACAGCAGCAGAAGCAACAGGACGGAGGAGGAGGAGGAGCAAGAGGGGGAGGAAGAAGGCGCAACAGGAGCGAAGAAGAUAUGGAGAGUGGGGAAGUAGGCAGGGGAACGAAAAUCCCGUUGUCUUGGGAGGAAGUCGGAAGAGUUUUGGAAUUUGUGGCAAAAUACAUUGCCAGCAAACAUGUUGAGGUGUCUGGGGACGUGAUUCUUCGGAUCGUGGAGCACCUGGCCUCCGGCAGCUCGAGGAGAAGAGCGAGGAGGGCUAGGAGGGAGGAGGAACUGAUGCUUGCCGUCUUGCUCGCUGUGCCACCGACGAUUAUCAACGAGGACGAGGUGUUGCGUAUUAUUGACGAGAAGGGUGGGGGGUUCUGGCAGGUGGCGGCCUUGCUCCAGACGCGAAGGGGCAACAUGGCGGGAGCCUUUGAGAGUCACUUGAAGGACAAAUCGAAGCCAGACAAGGUGUUCACUUUCGUGACCAGCAUGCUUGACAGCGAAUCUGGCUUGUCAGCGGAGCAACGGUCACUUUUCAUGGAGACGGUCCUCGGACAUCUUCGAGAGUUAUUGACGCUAGACGUCGAGGCGGCGCUAGAAUGUGUGCUCGUGCAUUUCGCAGGAAACGUUGAGCGCGUGAUGAGGGAGCUGGACUGCGAGCCCAGGUUGCGGUUCCAAUUGCUGAGAGGUAUCCUGGGUGGUGCAGAGGCUCACUCUCGUUCUCCCAAUUCGACGACGAACUCCGAUUCCAGCUCCAAUAAUAAGGUCAGGUCUAAGAAGAGGAGUGGUGAGGAGCAACAGGCGCAGGCUCCUGCCUCACAACGUCCGCAUAACCAUAACUCUCGUUUGACGGAGCUUUUGAAUCGGUCAAACUUGCAGGUCACGGAUGCCAUGGUCACCUCUUACGUGGAAUUGAUGUGCCGGUUUGAGAAGACGGCCGUCUGUCCUUUCCUCGAAAGGAAUGAGAACUACAAGCCUGAGGAGUGUCUUGCUCUUUGCCGCGAGUAUGGGGUCACGGAUGCCGCUGCCUUCCUUCUGGAACGGAUGGGUGAUGUCGGCGGUGCGCUUGACCUGAUAUUGGAGGUUGUGCAGAAGAGAAUUCGUGCAAUGGAUCGUGCAGUUGCUCGGACGUUCGGAGAGCGAGGGAGAGAGGAUGGAAAAGGAGGAAAGGAGACGAAAGAAGGUCAACGAAGUGGUAAUGACCUCCAGAUGAAAGGGGAAGAGGAGGAGGAUAAGCAGCAGCAGCAGCAGGAGGAGAAGGAGAAGGAUGUGAUCGUUCUGGAGAAGCUGCCCCAUGUGGUUGCUGUUAAUGAUGCAAUGGCUAUGGCUGUUUCACUCUGUCAAAAGAACAACCAACGCUUAAACGUGAGGGCAUCCGAAUCGCUUUGGUUUCGUCUGCUAAGCGCCUAUGUGGAGCCCUUGCGGCAGCUCAAGGCCAUCUCCUCUUCCUUCUCCUCCCCCUAUUUAGGUUCUCUGGAAAGAGGGCGGAAAAGUCAGGCCAUGAAUCUGAAGAACACGAACAAGGAGAAAAAGAAGAGGAAGAAGAAAGAGAAGCCACGUGAAGAAGAUGGCCUUUUGCAUGACCAGUUGCUUUCUCCUCUUUCGCUUAUCUCUUGGAUGAAGGGAGGCGGUGGGAAGGGGGAUGAUGUCCGCAGGGGGUCUCAGGGCAGCAAGUCGCAGGCCUCUUUGUCAAGAAAGUGGAAAUGCGCCAAGAAUGCUGCCGCCACUGAGCAGAUGAGGACGCUCUUGGUUGGGAUGAUGGGGAAAGUAAUGUCGGGUAUGGUCGGCUAUGUUCCCCUUCCGGUUCUGCUUUCAAAGAUUGUGAGUCAACAUGGCAGUGAUCAGUUCGGUGAGUUCAAGGCAACAAUCCUGGGAUUGCUGGGGACAUAUGGCUUUGAAAGGUCAAUUUUGAAAACAGCCAAGAAUCUGCAGGAUGGAGAUGCGUUUGCAUCCAUGCAUGCUCUGAAGAGGGGAAGAACGCAAGCUCUUGGACCCAAGUCGCUAACUUGCUGCGUGUGCAAACGGAACCUGCAACAGGAGGUAGCUGCGAGGCCUGUGCUUGUCAGAGCAGCUGGUGGGGAAGGAGGAAAGAACGGGUCUUCUUCUUCAGCAGCGUCAUCUUCCUCCUCUUCUUUCGAGGGAGCUGGUCGAGGCGGAGUGAGCGGGCCAGUGCGUGGAAUCCCUGUUGUGUGCAGCCCUGCCGAGAACCAUUUCAGCACCUUCACCAUCUUUGUCUGUGGGCACAUUGCUCAUGCAGUUUGCCUGGCUGGGCAUGGUCAGCUUCCGGCUGAAGAUACAGGAAGAGGAGGGCGGAUAGCCAUUGGUAAGGGCAGCUCGGAGCCUCCAGGAGGUGUUGCGAACGACUCCAUCUGCCCCAUUUGCCAUCAUGAUAAGUUGACAGGAGGGAGCACUGACUCUUUGGCAGAGGGCUCUGUAUGGGAAUCUGCUUUCGUCAGCAAAGGUUGCAACUUUCCCGACGAGGGUGCCACGGCAUCACAAGAGGUGGGAAGGGCAAGGAAUGACCAAGGAGCUGCAAAUGGGUCCACUGCAGCAAGUGGAAACCGAAGAGAAAGAGGUGCAAGAGGUGGCCAGUAUGCCUUGCCAAACGAGGAGGUAAUGAGGCGGCUGGAUCUUGUCCGGAAAAGUGAGGCAUACACUUUGCGGCGAUCGCGUCUGUCGUUGUUGAAUGAUCUUGAAGAAGGACUCGAGGCUUACGAGAAGGAGAAGUGGCAGGGCCUGAAUCUUAGACCACCCGCUGUUGGCAGAAAGGAUGGUGCAAUGAGCAAAGAAAGAACACAGCUUAGACAGGCGGCGAUGGUAGCCAAAGCGAGGGCAACAGUGAGGACCACUUCAUCAAGCUCAGCCUCGUCCGUCGUCUUCAGUGCAGGUGAUGGGCUGUUACGUCAGUGGAAAGGCAUUGCUGGUUCCAGUACCUCUUCAGCUUCCAAAAGCUUGCAACGUUCUCCUCCUCCUCCCAAUCCUCAGCCUUUGGCAUCGUCCUCAGGCACCAGUGUGAAACAGUCAGACGACAGUGCCUGGAUAAGAUCAUCGGCUUCUCAGCCUUCGUCAAUACUAUCUGUGAAGAGCAGGGUAGCGAAUGUGAGAGAAAAUGAUGAUCCGAGCCCUGCAGAAAAGGGGAGUGAACGGAACUCCCCUCUGCGUUCCAGGUUCCUGUCUGCAGCAGAGUUCUUUGGAGAUGCUCUCAGAAGUACUCCCUCCAUUGAGGGUGCCAAAGCAGCGGCAAGGUCGCUGAAAGAAAGCAUCUUUUAAUUAAUCCCGAAGGUGCAGCAGUGGAAGAAACUGGUGCCUUGGUCCAUGUGGUAUGUUCUCUUAGUAGCUGCUCAUGCCGU